CUCCCGUUGUCCCCUCCCCAUUAAAGGUGCGGCAAAGCAACAGGUGCUCAAGGUGACAUCGUCGGCGAAAGCAAUACCGCUAUUGGAAACAUUUUAUUAACGCUUUUUAAGAAUAACUGGAACAAAUAGUUUUUACGUAAUUUAAAAUAAACCCGGAUUACUAUUUUUUUAUUCUUUUACCUUUCGAUUUAGACUCGGUGUGAGAUUUUGAACAGGUGGACGUCGCCUCCCCCAUUUUUGAAGUCAGGUCGUCGUCGAAGAGGAAGAAGAGAAAAUGGCCAACUCCGGUUUGCAGAUGUUGGGAUUCGUCCUGGCGCUUCUGGGCUUAAUUGGCUUGGUAGUGGGCACAAUUCUGCCCCAGUGGAAGAUGUCGGCCUAUGUCGGGGACAACAUCAUCACAGCAGUGGCUAUGUACGAAGGCCUUUGGAUGUCUUGUGCCUUCCAAAGCACAGGCCAGAUCCAAUGCAAAGUCUACGACUCCAUCCUCCAGCUCAACAGUGCCCUUCAGGCAACACGGGCACUCAUGAUUGUGAGCAUUAUCGUCACGCUGGCCGGCCUGGGCGCAGCCUGCAUGGGGAUGAAGUGCACCAACUGUGGCGGAGAUGAUAAAACACGCAAGUCUCGCAUUGCCAUGACAGGCGGGAUUAUCUUACUGAUUGGAGCUUUGUGCGCCAUUAUUGCCUGUUCUUGGUAUGCUCACGAUAUCAUCCAAGCCUUCUACAACCCUUUCACUCCAGUCAACACCAAGUAUGAGUUUGGGUCGGCCGUCUUCAUUGCCUGGGCUGGAGCCUUCUUGGUUGUAAUCGGGGGUGGCAUGCUGGCAGCUUCUUGCCCAAGAGGCAAAUCUACACCAAAGUAUCCCAUCUCCAGACCUCCUAGCAGCACCAAGGAAUAUGUUUGAGCAAGAUGAGAAAGAAAGAUAAUGACUAUAGGAACCCCUUACAAGCAGCAUAAUUAAUCUCGGAACUAGUCAAAAAGACAUCCGUAUUUUCAUAACUUCAGGGCAAUGUUUAAAUGUUACUGUAACAUUUUUAAGUGUCUUAAAGUUGUUAGCGACUCAAGAGACCACAUCAACAUUGUCUGAAUUUUUGCAAUCAAAUCUUAGAUUUGUAUCUUAAUCUUGGGCACACAAUUUUGAAUGAAUGGAGGCCAAAACACUAUCCCAUUCGGCAUGUUUAAAACUAGAUGCCAUGUUACGCUGUGUACUUGGACCAGUGUUUUAUAAUGUUGGGUGUUAGAGAGAGAAUGAGGACAUCGAGCAGCAAAGAUUCAAAACUUUUCACAACUGCCAGGCUGCUUACAAAUCAAUCAUCUGGCACCUGAGAAGCAAGAUUACAAAUUUCCUUUGUUUGGGCUUUUUAUUUAUGUGAACAAAAACAAUGAUUUACAACCACAGUUGACUAAUCAAGUGCCAGAGUGAAGUUGUUAAUUUCCAAUGUUGAUUUCUUUCAGCAAGUUUGCCGAAAUCUUAUUUGCUCAGUCACAGCAGCACAUCAGUGUUGUUGUUCACUGAGAUAAUUACUGUGCAUGUUCAUGGCUUUUCAUUUGUAUUCCUGUUUUUAGGUAUGGAUGUUGCACUCCUUUUUUAAAUGCCUUUUUUUAUUUAAAAUUUUUGUUGUACAUAAAGUGGAAAUAACAAAAACAA
Hippocampus zosterae (dwarf seahorse) is the source of this 1645-nucleotide messenger RNA. Its product is annotated as claudin-7-B-like. Lineage: Eukaryota; Metazoa; Chordata; Actinopteri; Syngnathiformes; Syngnathidae. The transcript has 4 exons. Gene Ontology annotation, cellular component: bicellular tight junction; plasma membrane. Bases 275 to 901 code for a protein of 208 amino acids. The record is from RefSeq and is a predicted model, not a curated record. Gene Ontology annotation, biological process: cell adhesion; bicellular tight junction assembly. Gene Ontology annotation, molecular function: structural molecule activity.